Molecule: messenger RNA, 1426 nt
Organism: Meriones unguiculatus (Mongolian gerbil)
Lineage: Eukaryota; Metazoa; Chordata; Mammalia; Rodentia; Muridae
Product: histo-blood group ABO system transferase 1-like
Exons: 7
Coding region: 1-1107 (368 amino acids)
Biological process (GO): carbohydrate metabolic process
Cellular component (GO): Golgi apparatus; vesicle; membrane
Molecular function (GO): glycoprotein-fucosylgalactoside alpha-N-acetylgalactosaminyltransferase activity
Source: RefSeq, a predicted model, not a curated record
AUGGCUGCUGUGUGGAAUGGCUUCUUAGAAAGUGCUGGCUCCAGGAGAACUGACCAACCAGAGAUUGUGGAAAGAAGACCAAAUUGCUACUCGACUCACCUUGGAAUCGUUCCCCUCCUAGUGCUUGUCUUAGUCUUCUUUAGCUAUGGGUACCUGAGCCACAGAAGCCAGGAACUGAGAGACCCAGGAGCAGUGACUAGUGUGGCUGUUAGAGAGCUGGAUGUCCGGGAAAUUGUAACCCUGUCAAGGAUGACCUAUCCCCACACAAAGGCGCUAAUACCCAGUAGGAAAGACGUUCUCGUCCUGACUCCUUGGCUGGCUCCCAUCAUCUGGGAGGGAACCUUCAAUAUCGACAUACUGAAUGAGCAGUUCAGGCUUCAGAAUACCACGAUUGGACUGACUGUGUUUGCCAUCAAAAAGUAUGUGGUAUUCCUGAAGCUGUUCCUGGAGACGGCAGAGCAGCACUUCAUGGUGGGACACAAGGUCACCUACUAUGUCUUCACUGACCGGCCAGGUGAUGUUCCACAGGUGCACCUGGGGACAGGACGGCAUCUGGUUGUGCUAACUGUGCGCAAUUACAGCCGCUGGCAGGACGUGUCCAUGCAUCGGAUGGAGAUGAUCAGCCACUUCUCAGAGCGGCGCUUUCUGCAUGAGGUGGAUUACCUGGUCUGUGCAGAUGUGGACAUGAAGUUCCGUGACCACGUGGGCGUGGAGAUUCUCUCAGCACUCUUCGGCACCCUGCAUCUUGGCUUCUACAAUAGCAGCCGGCAGGCUUUUACCUAUGAGCGCCGGCCAAAGUCCCAGGCCUACAUCCCCUGGGAUGAGGGAGACUUUUACUACAUGGGGGCCUUUUUUGGGGGGUCAGUGGUGGAGGUGCACCAUCUCACCAAGGCCUGUCAUGAGGCUAUGGUGGAGGACAAGGCCAAUGGCAUUGAGGCUGUGUGGCAUGAUGAGAGCCAUUUGAAUAAGUACCUGCUUUACCAUAAGCCUACAAAAGUGCUGUCCCCAGAGUACAUGUGGGACCAGCAGAUGUUGGGCUGGCCAUCCAUCAUGAAGAAGCUGAGAUAUGUAGCUGUGCCCAAGAACCAUCAGGCAAUCAGGAACUGAUAGCUGAGUUCCUAUUGGAGAGGCCAGGCCUAUAGCCAGGGCACGUGAGGCUGGGUUGGAACUGGAAGGAUUUGAGAGACAUUGCUAAGUGUCACCCUCCACCCCACCCCAGAGUCCAGCAGGCCCAGUGCCACUUGGCUAACCACACACUUGCAUCUGUCCCUGGAGUAUCAACCACCUUCAGCUCCCCCUGUGUGCCUAAGCUCCUUGUAUUCAGUGAUAUGGUAGACACAGACUUCAGAACGUGGGCAAAACUCUGUCACCCAGUUACCUGAGGGCCUGUGCAUCCUCACUCAGUCCUGUCCCUCCUCUGUUGGGA